AUGGCUUCGCUCACACGACAACUGCGGUUCUACAAGAAUGACACAACGAGACCCUUCACAAACCCGAUGCGGCGCUGGUUGUAUCACUACCUCUUUGGUGGUGCGAUCAUUGGUGGCGCAGUUUACGUCGGUGGGCGGUACCAACUUGCCGCAUGGGAGGCAACACGUCACCCCGAGGGGGGAACUCGCUUGUGUUCUGUUGGAAUGUUGGAGAUGCUAAUGCUUUUCCCCUUCAACUAUAUUUCGCACAUCUGCGGAAGGAUAAGUGAGAAUGAAUGUUUGCCGUCUUCUUUCCAUCGUGCAGUUAUUGCGGCAAUCAUUUGGUGGUACGGUAUGGAUGCGCCGCGGGGAAAAGAACGGGAAUAUAAAACACUGCAAGAAUUCUUCGUUCGUAGGUGGGAAGAUGGCGAGCGACGAGUUGCCACGUCACCUGUUGUUAUGCCUUCCGAUGGUGUUGUGCUCUCAGUCCAGGAGGAUGUGGUAGACGAUCAGUUGCUGCAGGUUAAGGGAGUAACAUAUAGCGUAAGACGGCUUUUCCAUAGCCCGCUGGGAACCGUGGCAGAGGGGAAUCGGCGGAUUGCUGUUGCUUUACAUCUGCGAACCCAAGAUUAUCAUCAUGUGGUAACGCCGUGUUUGUUUACUUGUAAGGAAGUCGUGUAUAUACCCGGUGCUUUACUACCGCACACACCGGCGGGAUAUCACUGGAUUCCCUCUGUCCUUCCAUUAAACGAGCGGGUGGUUCUCCUUGGAAGUUGGACUGACGAGCACAGUGCCAGUGGGAACAUGGGGUUGGCCCUUGUGGGCGGCACACUAACUGGGCGUAUCGUACUGCAUUUGGAUCAACGCAUCAAAACAAAUUUUUUAGCUCCCCCGGAAUACGCUGUACACAGGUGUUAUAGCAGGGCGGCCACAUCAAAAAAAGGGGACCUCCUCUCUACCUUUUACUGGGGUUCCUCCGUCGUGCUGGUUUUGGACAUUCCAAAAACUGCGUCAGUAGCGGUUAAACCAGGGGAUAUCGUUAAGGCGGGCGAGGCGUUGGUCACAUACGGAUUGUCGGAGAGUGGCAAGUAG
Molecule: messenger RNA, 1071 nt
Organism: Trypanosoma brucei brucei TREU927
Lineage: Eukaryota; Euglenozoa; Kinetoplastea; Trypanosomatida; Trypanosomatidae
Product: phosphatidylserine decarboxylase, putative
Exons: 1
Coding region: 1-1071 (356 amino acids)
Biological process (GO): phosphatidylethanolamine biosynthetic process
Cellular component (GO): mitochondrion
Molecular function (GO): phosphatidylserine decarboxylase activity
Source: RefSeq, a predicted model, not a curated record